AUGUUGCUCACUUUGAAACCACCGCUCCUCAACGGCAUUUCCCAUGAGUCCGUGCCUCGGCCUGCCUCUCCUCCCUAUCAGAACCCUCCAUCGGCCGCCUCAACUCCUAGAACCUCUAAAAUCUCGUCCAAGUACACUGCCAGAUACGAACAAAUGACGCCGGCCCCCGCAUCACACGAACACGCCUCAGAAACUGCCCACAGAAACCUUCCUCCGCCCAUGACCAUGUCUCUCCCCACGAUAAACCAGAUGCCGAAUUCCGCGGCCCAGCUACAUCCGUCGCAGUGGCAGCAUUCAGAGGAGUCCUUGCGACUGUGGCUUCCGGUAAAGGUUGAAGAGGAUCGAAGGAAACAGGAGGAAGAGCGAACGCGUCAAGAGAGUCUUAAGUUGGAUCAGCGAAAAAUUGAACAGGCCAUGUUGAGGGACUCAUUACAGGCGGGUGUUCCUCCAUAUAUGAUACCCUUGAUUUUCACUGGUUUAGGCGGUGGAAAUCUGCAGUGUGCGCAACACUAUAUAUCUCAGAUGAGCACAGGGACAUCACGGCCUCCCCAGAUUCCAAUGCAAGCCUACCAGCAACCUGCUCCUCAACAGCAACAAGAAGAAUAUCAUCAGCCACAACAUUCGCGACACGGAUCCCAAACGGCCCCACCUCAGCCGAUCCAGCAUCAUGCUCCAGUUCAAGGGCAACAGGCAGCUUUAGACGUUCCUCGAGAUAAUCGAAUGAUUCCACCUAACCCUUACGCUGCCAACCGCUCCGUCCCUCCCGCGACGGCGAGACCACCUGUGCAGCAAACUCCACCAUCCCCAGCCCAGAGCCCAUAUAUCCGAGUUUCUCAGCCUGGUCAUUCAAACCCUACCCCUGCGGCACUACCAGCCCAACCAAUGACCAUACUCUCCCGUAUCAACUCGGCUGAAAUGCACAUUCAGCAACCCCAAAUGAACCCUGGUGGAAGGCCACCACUGCCAACCAGCUCGCGGACUUCUCACCCUCAACAGAACGCAUCCGUCAAACAGGAAUCGCAACAACACGCCCAGGCCUCCCCCUCUAUCUACUUCCACCAUUGGGUGCCACCUUCUAAUCCCAACACGCCGUCUGGCAAGAGCCCGAACAUCUCUCCUAAUACGGGACAUCCAGCCUCGCAUCUUCGUUCAGAAUAUCAACAUUCUCCGAGAAAAAGAAAGGCCCAGGGAAGUCAUCAACCAGCUCCGCCACCGUCGUCCCACCUAUCUGAAUCGAGUUCUACCGAGUCCUUGCCUAGUGGGCCGAAUCGACCAGGAAGACGUAACACCGGCAACUCACGCCCCGGGAAUUCUUCUUUAUCUCAGAGCAACGACAUGGUAGCUACAAACCACUCUGAUCCGGGCAGACCCGGUGGGCAGAUGAAUGUAAACACAUUAGUUAGCAAUCAUGAAAGGACGACUAGCCGGUCUAGCCAUCGAGACGAACCUAACUCCUCUAGUUCAGAUCACAACCAGCAUGGGCAAAUCAUCAUUCUGGGGCGAUACCGGACAAGUAGAAACUCGCGAGAAAAUUCAAUCGCAACGAAUGGCAGCGUGGGUAAUGAGGCGUCGAGUCACCGCAUAGAGGAGAAUGCUCCGAAGCAGAAUGCCACGGGUCCUCAAAAAGGGCACAGUUCGAACCAUAUAUCCUAUAGCAAUGGAUACCAUCACGAUGUCUCCAACGGGGUUGCUGUUGAUUCAGUCCCUGCCGGUGCACUUCCAGCCCCUGUGAUGGAUGUGAAUCAUCCACCUGGUCCUCAACCAACAAUGGUCCAUCAAAACUAA
Molecule: messenger RNA, 1785 nt
Organism: Coccidioides immitis RS
Lineage: Eukaryota; Fungi; Ascomycota; Eurotiomycetes; Onygenales; Onygenaceae
Exons: 1
Coding region: 1-1785 (594 amino acids)
Source: RefSeq, a predicted model, not a curated record